UGCGUCACUGGUGAACCAAGACAAGCGAUUCUCAUUAUUACGCGUCGAUGUACCGUGAAGAUGAUUUUGAAACGAUAUUUUGAGCCCAAUGGAGGACCGGGACCGCAGCCGCUCUCCGUCACGCAGGACCAGUAAAGUGGAGCAGGUGGUAGGACGCUGGCUUCGUCGUUCCCGGGAGUCCACCAGCAGAGAGCGUGUGUUGGACAAUGAUGGACGAGGCCCUGAUGCCAGUCCUCAGGAACAGAGGAGCUGUCCUGUCAGAGUGACCGUUCAAAUCCCGCUGGACCCCGACCUCAAGUCACAUGGCUUCACCAUGUCCACACACACUCCAGCGCAGGUGGAGGAGGUUGUCGCAGGGGGUCCUGCAGAUGGCAAACUUUUACCAGGUGAUCAGCUUGUCAAAAUCAACAACGUCGCUGUUGAUGAUCUGUCCACAGAGCAAGCUGCUGAUGUUGUCAAGGAGUGCCAGGACACCAUAACAAUGACAGUCCUCAGAAUAACAGUGGGGCCGAAGUCGUCCUUCAUAACCCCAGAGAAGAGGGCUAAGCUAAAAUCCAACCCGGUUAAGGUGCGCUUCGCCGAGGAAGUGGUCUUUAACGGCCACUCGCAGGGAAACUCUCUGCUCUUCCUGCCCAACGUCCUAAAGGUCUAUUUAGAGAACGGCCAGACCAAAGCCUUCAAAUUCGAGCCCAAAACCACUGUUAAGGACAUUGUAAUGACUCUGAAACAGAAGCUAUCGAUAUCCCGCAUCGAGCACUUCUCUCUGGUGCUCGAGCAGCAGUACAGCAACGCUAAACUCUUUCUGCUGCACGAGGAGGAGCUGAUUCAAGAAGUGGCCCAGAAGAGGGAGACUCACGACUAUCGGUGUCUGUUUCGUGUCUGCUUCAUGCCCAAAUAUCCACAAGAGCUGCUGGAGGAGGACCCCGUGGCCUUCGAUUAUCUCUACUUACAGAGCGUGAGCGAUGUCCUGCAUGAGAGGUUUGCUGUGGAGAUGAAGUGUAACACAGCGCUCAGACUGGCAGCUCUACACAUACAGGAGAGACUUGCCAGCACCGGGCAGUCUCCCAAAACACCGCUGAAGGCCAUCACGAAGGACUGGGGUAUCGAAAGCUUUGUCUCCAGCACUCUGUUAAGGAACAUGAGAGAGAAGGACUUGAGAAAAGCCAUCAAUUUACACAUCAAGAAAAUCCUUUUACAGGAGCACAAGAAUAAGGCAAUGACGGUAAACCAGGCCAGACUCAGCUACCUGAAUGAGAUGUCUGAACUCAAGUCUUUCGGGGGAAAAUCCUUUAGUGCCACCAUGAUGCUGCAAGACAGGGAGUCUACGGUGAGCUUGUUGGUGGGAGCACAGUAUGGGGUGAGUCAAGUGAUCAAUCACAAGCUGAGCAUCAUGACCUUGCUGACGGAUUUCAGCAGCAUCACCAAGGUGGAGCUCGUAACAGAGUCGGAACAUGUUAGUCUGGUCAAGAUCUACAUGCAAGACAUUAAGCCCAUAACAUUGCUAUUGGAGUCAGUGCCUGCUAAAGAUUUGUCAUGUCUCAUAGCUGGUUAUUGCAAAGUAUUCAUAGAUCCUCAAAUCUGUGUGUUCCCAUGGAUAGAAGAAGCAAAGAGCCACCGUAUAUCUGCAGAAGAAGGUUAUGUAUCGAGAUGCUGCAGCGACUCCGAAGACUCAGAGGUAGAUGCCCUGCUUGCUCAUGCUACAAUUCCUACCCAGACUGAUUCAAACACCAAUUUGGUUAAUAGUCAAGUUGUAGGACAAGAAGAAGAAAAGACCAAUGCAGAAGAAGAGGAAGAUGUGGAAGACAAGAGUGAAAAAGAAAGUGUGGAGAAUGGAGCUGGAGAAACAAAGAAAGUAAAACUAGAGGAGCAGGCUGACUCGACGCAUGCAGCUGAAGGGGAAACAGUAAAACCUGAUGCAGAAAAUGAAAAGGAGCAUGAACAAGAGGUCAAAGAUGAAGAGCCACCAUGUAUCAUCAUUGUGGAGGACCCACCAUCAGAGGCAUCGGAUUCACUUCAUACCGACUCGCGCUUCGUAACCAGCAUGUCCAGUGACUCCAUGGAUGCGUUAGAGGAGGAUGACUUUUUGACCUACUUCUCCACUAACUGUGUUAGCCAGCUGAAUGUUAGAGACCAUUACCUCCAUGUUGAUACUCUUGCACCAUAUCCAAGUCAACCGGAUUGCCAAGAUGGUGAUUUCAAUGAUGAACUGUGUUCCACUGAGUUCCCUGCCAAUGAUGAUGAAUUCUUAUGUUUUGCUGCCCUGUCUAACAUUGCAGAAUGUCUUCCCAGUCCAACUGAGGCCAGUGAGGACGAGUAUUCAGAGCAUGGACUUGAUGAAGAUGAACAAGAGGCACCAGAGGAUGUUUUCGAAAGCAUCGAGCCUCCUCAUGGAGAGUGUGUGUUUACAUUCAACGAGGGUGAUGCACAACACUACUACAACAUCUGCUCUAAUGUAACUCCAGAUAGCUGUCACGUCCAUGCAAGAACAGCUUUUCCUCAUCACACUCAAGAAGAAAACAAUGAAGAGGUGGAGCGGGAACGUGAACCUGUGCCCAUCCUUCUGCCUCCUCCAGGUUUUGGGGACAGUAGCUCAGAUGAUGAGUUCUUUGAUGCCCAGGAUAGAUUCAUUCUUGAGGAACCUUUGUCAGCACCAAUGCAUAAAGAACACUCUAGAGAUUCAAGUGUCAUGAAGCGUACUCUAAGCCUAAGUAACACUGGCAUCAGUGCUGGUGAGCGAAGGAAGUGGGAAGGAGAGAAUAAAAAGAGAGAGAGAAAAGAUAAAGAAAAACUAAAGAAGGAGACAAAAAAUGAAGUUCCAAGGUUCCGCAAGAGAAGCAGAAAGCGUCGUUCCUUCAUGGAAACAGAGUACACCUCUUUGGUAUCAUUUCCUGAAGAAGACCGAACAAAAAAUUACAACCAAAUCCCAAAUCACUGGUUGGGACCCAGACAUCUUAGUGAAAGCCACCUUGGUGGGCUGUCAAAUCAAAGCUCCUGUCCCACAGGCUCAUCUCUAACAAAUGCUGAGGGUGGGCCAGUACAAAUGGAAUCAAAACUCAUCACCCCGUCCAAACUGAGUGGGCCUGGAUCCCAUCAUCUCCUGCAUGGUAACAAAAUCAGUAAGGCAAGUCAGCAGAAACAACAGGUUAUAUUGAUGGAACCAGAUUCCAUGGAGUUUAAGUCUGUCACCGAAAUCAUGUCCACUGCUUCACCUGCUAUUAUAGCAGUACGCACCUCGACAGGGCCUAAAGUAAAAGGCAAUGGCAUGAGCAGUGCUGAUGGACUUGAAGAAAAAGGUGCAGCAGGAGGGCUGGUUGAAAGAUUGCCUGAUGAUCACCUGUUUUUUGGAACUCCAAGCAGGGACUAUAGUGAUGAUGCUUUACCUGUGAAAAGAAAUGACCAAGAAUCCCUGACAGAAGAUCCCUCUCAGGAACCUUUGCACAGGAAACUGAGUUGCUCACUUCCACAAUUAGACCAAACACCUGCAUCUAGCUUGCAUUCUUUGGGAGUCCCAACCAUAUCCUUUACUCAAAACCCAGGCAUGGACAGGCUUGAUGUAGAAAAUCUGGAAAUGGGCAUUCAAAAAUGUUCAAUAGAGCCAACAGAGAGAACAAGAAGUCAGAGCAUGUCUGCAAUAUCUGACAGUAGUGGUCUCUUUUGUUUAACAAGGCACACGUUCCCUCAGACGGAUCCUGUAGUCUGCACAAGAAAACCACAUUUGAUUGACACAGGCAGUUCUGACGACCCAUUCACCAAAGGAAUAUCCUCCACUGUAUCUCCUGUGCAGCUUAUCCAGGGACACGUAUUCACUCAGUGUUCUUCUGGCAUCCUUGGCCCCCUCUCUGCUUCAACACUGCAGGGAAAGAUCCAGAACUUGCCCCUGUACAUGUCUCGUUCCCAGGAAAUGCUAGCAAGUAACAGUAUUCUUGUAGAUAAUGCCAAACCAGCAAGGAGAUUUUCUGAAAAUAUGACCACAACUGAAGUAAAACCUGAAGCAGUCACGGAGGUGGUUGAAGAGUUUGGGGAAGUAGUUUGCAAUAAUCUUUAUGUGGAAAGAGUACAGAAAGCUGAACCCAAGGAACUCUCUUGGCCUCUCCAAUCACCUUCAAGUCUGAAAUCAGUUGACCCUGUCACUGUCAGCCCUUCAUCUCUUGUGGUUACUACUCAAAACCUUCAUGGACCAUGGGGUGUCGUGACGUCACAAGAGAUCAGCGGAUUACAAGCAGGAAGCAGUCCUCUUGUGGGUGCACACCCACAACCUCUUACAAAUUGUGAAUCCAAGCCCACCAACACCCAGCUACAGACCCUGCCUGACCUUACUUGCAGCUCGAUGCUUGCCUCAGUAUGUGAGACAGUAAUCGAGAGUGCUGAAACACCUAUGGAGGUUUGUGGCUGCCAAUCAGCAUACACCAACUGCUUCAGCAGUGUCUUGAACAAUGGGAGUUUUGAUGAUGAACUGACGGUCUAUGAGUUCUCCUGUAGGACACAGCAGAGCAUGCGUGACCGAGUAGCACUGGUGACGUCUAUCCCUCCUUCAUCCCUUUCUGGUUCCUCUUCCUCUUUUUCACCAUCCUCACCUCUCCCAGCUUUUUCUCGUGUGGUCCUACCACCUUCCUCAUCCACAGAACUUGGACCCCUUCUGUCACCGUUGGACACCCCCGACUGCUUCCUCUCUGACCCUCAUGGAGACGCUAUCACGGCCUUACUGGCCCAGCAUUACCCCUUACAACCAACAGGCUUCCUGGCUCUGCAGAGAGAUGUUGACACACUAUUAACUGUUCUGGAUGGUGCUAUGAAGGACCAAGCUUGCAUCCAAGAGCAUCCCAGAGACACAUGUGCAGGCCACUUUUCUGAAAACAAGCGCAGGCUGCAUGUGGAGGCACGAGGGUUUCUGGCUGGCUGUCAGCAGGUAGUGAAGGCUGGGCAGACCCCUGCAGAGACGCUGCAAGCUCUAUCGGACAGUUUUCACUCACUGGUUCAGCUGACAGCUGUAUGCCUGAGUUUCUCUAGCUGCCAGAGGUGCCAGGAACGCCACUCUCAAACCUUGUUGGGACUUACAGAUGUUGCACAGACCUAUCAGGAGUUUGCACGGGCAGCAGAGCGCUUGGGGAUGGCUACAGAAAGAAGGACUUGCCAUGAGCUCAGCAUUAAACUCCUGGCCCGCCAGUGUACCGCACUCACAACUUCAGUCUUCUGCCUAACACAGCUAUACCGUACACUCACGGCUCUUUGACCUUCAAACAGUAACGUCUUGCAGACAUCUAACUCUAGUGUAAUUCUGCCAAAUCUGAGCAAAUUAUCAAUAUAGAAAAGCCUAACUAUAGCAACCUAACUAUGGUGUCCAAAGAUGCUGACCUUCUACUGAUGAGCACACACAUGCACACAACACACAAAAUCAGGGUGACACUGCUUAUGAAUGCACUCACGCACACUGACAAUCACUUGUUUAAAAUCGCCAUGUGGUAUUGUUACUUUGUCAGUGUUUUUGUUUGAAUGUAUGAAAUUCAUUUCUUAUUCCAAAUCUGUGUACUUUAGUAGGUUUCUUGAAUUCAUAAGUGGCUAUUUGGGGGUAGGAAAGUUUUGGGUUUUUUUCCUUGAUUGUAUGCAAAAUGGAGCAGUUAUACACACAAGAACAGGACCUAACCUUGCCCUUUCAUCUUUUGUCUUCCUCUUCUCUCUCUUUUUGGAUUUCGGUUUCAUGCAUAUGCCCACUUGCCUCUAAAUCAAGCUUCAUAAAAAUACCUGACCUUAGAUAUUUCCACACCUAUCUGCACACUCACCAGAGCAGAAUUAACAAAGGCUCAAUGUUUAAUAGACACUAAAAUGUAUCUGUUAGUGACCAGGAAGUAUACUUUGCAUAUUUUGAGCAGCAUAAUACCAAAGGGUAUGAAUAACUCCUUUAUACUUUUUUUUGUACCAGGAGACUUGAGUCAUAUGACUAGCCUUUUUGAAGAUGGGUUUCAAGUCCUUUGUUUGUUAUUUUAAUUUCCAUAGGUUGGAUUAGAGCCUUUUUUUAUUAUUAUUAUUUUUUUACUAUAGACACAUUAUUUAUUAAACUUUAUUCACAAAGUCUGAUCAGAUCCACGGAGAUAUAUUUGUGCUAUAUAUUUGGUGUUUGGAAAUGAAUUUAUUUCUAUUUGUGCUUAAUUUUAGUAACUUUAGUACUGUAAAGGAAACAUGGGCUGUGAUUGGGUUGCCUGCAGAGUUUGGAAUCGUGACCUGUCACACACAGGUAUUGCAGGAUGUCACUAUUUUCAACCGAUUCUUUACGUUUCUCUGUUCAAGUCCUGAAUCACAAUGUGGAAUGACUUAUAACAGGAGCAGAAGAUUUACCUUUCAUGGUCACUGUAAUACCACAUGAAGAUCGUAAUAUUACUUUUUCAUACAGGUGUGUGGACCAACCUGGAAGCUGCUGUGCACUGUCCUUAUUAGGCAUGCUUCGUACCAUACACAUACUGUACUUUACCAUUUACAACACGGAAUAAAGGAAUGCAUGUCGAAACCAAAGCAUGACCUGAUUGAGUAACUGAUAAAUGUCAGUGGCUCAGCCACUGGCCAAUUAAAUGAGAGAAUGAAUGGAUGACUAUCUAGAUGAUGAAAUGCAAUCUCUUACUUUGUAAUGCAGUAUUCACUAUUAAAAUGAGACUCAAAAUGA
Molecule: messenger RNA, 6652 nt
Organism: Neoarius graeffei (lesser salmon catfish)
Lineage: Eukaryota; Metazoa; Chordata; Actinopteri; Siluriformes; Ariidae
Gene: frmpd1a
Product: FERM and PDZ domain-containing protein 1
Exons: 16
Coding region: 89-5230 (1713 amino acids)
Cellular component (GO): cytoskeleton
Molecular function (GO): protein binding
Source: RefSeq, a predicted model, not a curated record